Paramecium sonneborni is the source of this 644-nucleotide messenger RNA. NCBI's taxonomy places the organism in Eukaryota, Ciliophora, Oligohymenophorea, Peniculida, Parameciidae. The record is from the annotation of a GenBank genome assembly.
AUGAUAAUUUUAUUUUAAGUAAUAUUGGGUCUCCUUAAUGGUAAUAAAAUAAAAUGUAUUAUUUAUGUUUAUCUCUUUUCUUUUGAUGAUCAAUCUCCUAUCUAAAUAGUUUUUUAGAAUCACAAAUUUUAAUAAAUGGAUUAGAUAACAAUAAAGAGUAUUAGUCUUUAAUUUUGAUUAAUAUAUGUAUGUAAGCAAAGUAAUAAUGUUUGAAUUGACUAGAACUUAAGGCAAAGAAAAAUGAAUUAUUUAUCAAAACUGUAUUAUGGUAGCAUAAUUUCUUAAAGACUUUUAAUAGGAGUCAUUCAUAAUUAUGUAUUUUUUCAGAUAAAUUGAUAAUCUCUUUAAACUCGGAAAGUAAUAAAAAGUUAAAAUUGUUCCUAAAUUGUGAUUUUUAAAAGGCGCUAAAUCGAUGCGCCACUAAUUUAUAAAUUUUAUUAUUUUAUAAUUCUUCUUAAUAAUAAAAAUAAAUGAAUAAUUGUUAGUCAAGCCCAAAAGGAAAAGUAUAUGAGAAAAAAUGUCCUGAAGCUCCGAGAAAAUAAUUAAAAUAGACAAGAAUUGAUGAUUAAUCUCUAAGAUCUGUUUGCAGAAUACUUUUUGUAAGUGAAACAAAACCUGAAAUUACUCUAACCUAAACUGUAUGA